Aspergillus steynii IBT 23096 is the source of this 1200-nucleotide messenger RNA. RefSeq lists its product as uncharacterized. Bases 54 to 1112 code for a protein of 352 amino acids. Lineage: Eukaryota; Fungi; Ascomycota; Eurotiomycetes; Eurotiales; Aspergillaceae. The transcript has a single exon. The record is from RefSeq and is a predicted model, not a curated record.
CAAAGACCAAAACAAACAACUACAUACAUCUACCUAUUUAUCACACAAUCAACAUGGAUCCUCUCCGCUACCUGGCCGCCCCCCAGCCCUUCAAGGCCAUCACGGAAGCCUCCAGCAAAGAAAUCAAAGCGCGCAUCGCCUUCGUGGACUCCCUCCUGGCGCACCCCCGCCUCGAUGUCUCCGAAUCCCAGCACGAAGAGUUCGUCAUGUACCGCGAAGCAUGCGAGAUCCUGGCCGAGGGCGAGAGCUCCGAAGACAACCAGCAGACGCUUCAACAGGGGGCCACAGCGCUGGAAGCGAAGCUGGUGCCUCAGACCGACGGCGCCACCGACGUGAACCUCUCUUUCGACCUCGCCACCAAGACCAAGAUGGGCGAGGAGGUCGACAACCUCUGGAACAUGUGGAGUUUCGUGCGGUAUGAGAAGUAUCUGCCCGCGCAGGCGAUGAAGGGCGACGACGAAACCAAGAGGGAAGCGUCGCAGGCCGGGGACCCGUGGCAUCGGGCGUUCUGGAAGCCGUUCCAGGGGCGUCUGGAGGCGGAGAGCGAGGCCUUUGCGCGCGUGCUGAAGGGAGAGAAUGCGCAUAACGAGUGUCCGACGUACUUGUUGCUGGCGCUGCUGACGGAGCGGCACACGCUGGACUGGGACGAGACGCUGGCGCUGAUCAAGGCGUGCGCGGGCAGCGAGGAGGGCGAGACGGUGGAGAUGCCCGGGGCGGAUAUCGUGGAGUUGAUUCGCGCGCGCGACACGACGGCGCUGGCGAAGCGGUUGGAUCACGACGAGGCGAGCAUUUCGCUGUCGGCGGAGUAUGUGAUGGGGGUGCCGGCGAUGGUGCUGGCGUUUUUCGGCACGCAUCUGCCCGAGGCGCUGUUUGAUACGGACGACUUUGAUUCGGCGCAGUGGAAGCCGAAGCAGCGGUUGGAGGAUCUGCUGCAGAUGACGGAGGGACAGGAGGAGGCUGUCAAGGCGCUGAUGAGUGAGAUGUACGAUGCGAUGCUGGAGGACGACUCGAGCGACGAUUUCGAGGACGAGGAGUGGGUGGAUGAUGAGGAUGGCGAGGAUGAUCUGCUUGAUGAGACGGCGUUCAGUGAUGGCUCGGAGGAGGACUACUGAUUGGAAACUGAAUGUUAUGAUCGUCACGAUUUAGAUUUGGAUUGAGGAAUUGGUGUUUGGGCUUAGAAAAAAGGAAAAUGGGUAUGUG